GUGUUUUCAGGUCGUCCCGUGUUUCAGUGGCCCGCAGCUGUGGGCUGAGGAUGCCUGGCUGAGACGCUAUCACUUAUGAACACAGUGUGUGAGAAAGUUAAGCCCCUGCCGAUGUGAAGGAUGAGCUCAGGAAAUGGCACCAGGAAGAAAGCCAGCAAGCAGCAGCGCCUCAGCAGUGCGGUGGCCUCUGACCCCGAAAACCUGGCCGAGAUACAAGCCCUUUUCAACAAAGUCAGAGCCUAUUCGAAGCCUUCCAACGGGGAGUGGAGCCUCCCCGACCCAAAUGCUGCUCUCAGACACCCUCCAGAAGAGCACCAGAACCUGCAAGACCUGAAGGCUUCUCUGAAUGAGGUGAAAAACCAGCUCAGUGACAAGAACGUGCAGGUGUGGCAUCAGCACACCAACUCCACCAACCGGGCCGGCAAAGUUAUCGCCGCCGUGCGUUCUGCUGCCAAUGCGGAGAUCUGCACUCAGGCCUGGUGCAAGUUCUAUGAAAUCCUGGGAACCUUUCCUCUUCUGCCAGAGGAGGCUCUUCAAAGCGGAGAACUGAACUCCGUGCACCUGUGUGAAGCUCCUGGUGCAUUUAUAACGGCUCUUAACCACUAUCUGAAAACCAGCAGCUCCACGCGAUACUGCGACUGGUGCUGGGCCGCCAACACUCUCAAUCCCUACCACGAGGCUAACGGGGGCAGCACGACCAUUGCCGACGAUCGGUUAAUCGCCAACACGCUGCCCUGGUGGUUCUUUGGCUCAGACAACACGGGCAACAUCAUGAUCCAGAAACACUUGCUGGAUCUGCAGGCGUUCGUCUCCAACAUGCGUCGGGUGGAUCUGGUAACAGCCGAUGGAAGCUUUGACUGUCAGGAGAACCCCGAUGAGCAGGAGGCCCUGGUGGCGUCCCUGCAUUUCUGCGAAGUGACAGCUGCAUUGCUGCUCCUGAGCCCCGGAGGUUCCUUUGUACUAAAGAUGUUCACCCUGUAUGAGCACUCCUCUGUCUGCUUACUGUAUCUGCUCAACUGCUGUUUCCGCUCCGUCAGCGUCUUCAAACCUGCGACCAGCAAAGCGGGAAACUCAGAGGUUUAUGUUGUGUGUCUGAACUAUGACAGCAAGGAGUCUCUGAGGCCCCUGCUGUCAAAACUGAUUCGUAAUUAUGGACCUCUCAUGGCGGACAAAGAGGCACUUUUGCCCAGUUCUCUUAUCCCAAAGUCUUUCCUGAAGCAACAUGAAGAGGUGUGCUUGUACUUCCACACUCUGCAGGUGGAGACGAUCACAGAAAACCUGCAACUGUUUGAGGGAAUAAGCCCAGAGCAGAGGCAGCGGCUGGACCACAUCAGAGACUGUGUGGCUCAGGAAUAUCUGCAACGUUUCAAUGUGACCUUUCUUCCACGGAGCCGGUGGAUCUCUCGUAACACGGUGAGUCCUGCCUGCUGCAGCGUCUCAGCGGGCCGGCCUCUGGGACAGAAGAAGCAGACGGGCUCUUUCAAUGAGCGCAGGGAAUUGCAAAGCCUGGACUGGAGGGGCCGGAUUGAGAGGAGCUGCCACGCAGCCUGGAUACAAACUCACUGCACGGAGGACAGAGGGACAGGCUGCACGCUGGAGGGACCCCUGUCCAGCUGUCAUGUGGAGUCAUGGUAUGUCAUUAUCGGGGCUGCACUACCUGCUGUCAGGAACUCUCCAUUCUGCGAUGGGGAGAUGUUAAAACACCUAAACGAGGCCCUGAUGGACACGGCUGUAGACUGGACCCACGUGCCCCCCUGUGACUCCUGCCACGUGACCAGCACGUCCUCCAUAUUGUCCGAGGUGGCAGGUCUUUGUAUCGACAAAGCUGGCUCUGAGGAGAACCACAGGAGGACGCAGUGUCUUGUGUUUGGCAGCCGCUCCGUUUGGGGUGCCUGUGGGAGCCGAGACGAGGAUCUGGGCUUGACGUUCUGCGCAGAGCCUUCAUUUCCCCAGAGGGGCCGCAUUUCGCUGCUCGACGGGGAGCCGCUGUAUCAGCAGCAGCUCCUAAGCUGCGUGAUGGUGUCCCUGCAGAGCCUGAGCUCUGGGGAUGUGCUGCUGCUGCCUGUGUUUUCUGCCCUCACCCGUGUCACGGCAGCCGUGGUGCUCUGCCUGCACGCGUGCUUUCGCUCGGUCUCCUACAAGUGUCCACCCCCCUCCAGCGUGGCCGGGGCCGUGCUGGUGUGCGUUGGCUUCUGCCCAGAAGCCGCCGCUCGAAUGCGUCCAGUCCUGACUGACGUGCAAAGCUCCCUGAGUAAGCUGUUAAAAGCAGAGGAGGCCACGGGUAGAAGUCAGCCCUGUGGGGGUGACAGGCAGGUGCUGCAGUUUGUUCCCAUGGAGGAGCUGCUCACAGGAGGACUGACUGAGUUUCUGUGGGCCAUGAACUCCGAAAUCAUUCAGCAGAAGCUGCAUGUGCUCAUGCAGCGAUAGUGCAGAUCAGUGCGCUGUAUGCCCGUCUCCGAUACGGACUCAUCACAUUGCAGACUGAAGCAGAAAAGUGUUCAGGCCUCCAGCUGUUUGUCUCUGAAUCAAAACAUCAAGAAUCCUCGUAUGAUUUGAUCAUCUACUCCCUAAUGACACUGUGCGAUUGUUUAAUUUUCAAAGGAUGAACAUUUAUCAAAGCCAGAGACAUCCUUUUUUCUUCUUUCCUCAAACCAGGGGCUUCAACUUCAAUCUAAUCUGUUGGUUCUCUUGUUGUUUCAUGUGUUUGUGUGCCUACAUUCAGGUCUACAAGCACACUCAAGCUCAGCUCAUGCCAUCCGAUUCAGUCUGUCCUACAUAUGUGACCCAAGCUCCUUAAUAAGCACAACACUUAUGCCUGCUUAGAUCUCGAAUUUAGUUGGCUGUGUUUUUCAAACAGUUACUGAAAAUAAGUAUAUUUUUUGGCAUUGCAGUUCUCUGACUAAAUGGUGAGAUUAUGUUCAGUAUUUAAGUUUUAUAUUCAAAUUGAAAAACUUCCACAAAAGAAACAAGUAGGAAGGUGUUCAUUUGCAAAAACUGUUUUCUUAAUGAGAAAGUGCCAGGAGACAGAACACUGGUCAUUUUGUUGGCAAUGUGAGCAAACCUGACUUUCUGAUUUGUUUUGUCAACAGGGUCAUUAGAUAUGAGUGAAGUGCUGUGUGGACUAAUCACAGCACCUGUGCUCUGCAUGGUCACAGUAGGAAAUCACAUUUCUAAGGCAGCAGACAUCCGGCUAUACGUUGAUUUAUAUUUUAUAAUAAUCUUCAUGUGUUUUUUACUGGGGGGGUGGCAAUUGUUGAAUAAAAAUUCGGAAUUUGGUCUAUCUGCUAAGAGUUUGUGUUCAUCUCUGUUAUUUAAUUAAUAAUUCAGAAAUUUGGAUAACACAUGUGAAUCAAUUAUGAGACUUAUUUUCCCCCACACAUAAAGAAUGACAUUCAAAAUGUCUGAGUAUAUUUUGUUUUAUUAGCUGACUACUCUGAUAAGGCUCUCAUCUGAACAGGAACCUGGUAUGAAUUUCUUUCCUGUUGCACAUUUGAAAGCGGCCAAAAAGUAACAUAAUGUGUGAAAAUUUACACCAAGCAUUAAGUAAUGGAGCUUCUUAUCUGCUCAGUAAGAACUUUAUGUAAACAUAGGCUUGAUGAUGUGUUAUCGACAGACAUCAUCUGAUAUAACUACCUUAAAGCUGUUUGAGCAGCACCCUGAACACUGAGUAUUCAUCUAUUCUAUUCCCCAGACGUUUGGCCUUCUCCAUACAUUUAUUUUGCCUUCCCUACUCAAAUACCGACAACCUGCAGGCGAGAACAGAGCGGACGGAACAAACACCAAUGCAUGAAAUCAUUUCUGCAGAAGUCAGCCAUGACUGAAGGUUCUGAGUCCUGCAAAGAGAGCAAAUAAUCAGUAGUCCAACCCUCAGCACCAGGCAGUCACAGAUGUUAGCAAUUUACAUCACACAAAGCCUGACGUUUCCCCUCAGGUGCCUGUUGACUUGCAGAGGUGCACUAUUCCAUUCAGUGAGGAUCUGGUGGGAAUCUGCAAGCUAUCUUGCUUCUUGGAGCUGAAUUACUGUUAAACUAAUUAAUUUAUUUUGCACCAAGUGAAGAAAAACUUUUUCUUGUCUGACAGGAGACUAAAAGGUGUAACGUGAAAGUCUGUGCAGCCGGGAAGGCAGAAGACGUGUGAUGUGUUAUCUUUUUUCUUACUUGUAUAUUCCAGUUUUCACCGUCAGGAUGAUUUAUUUUCUCAGCAACGUAAUAAAAAAAACUAAGUGCA
Molecule: messenger RNA, 4227 nt
Organism: Menidia menidia (Atlantic silverside)
Lineage: Eukaryota; Metazoa; Chordata; Actinopteri; Atheriniformes; Atherinopsidae
Source: the annotation of a GenBank genome assembly